Molecule: messenger RNA, 1408 nt
Organism: Sycon ciliatum
Lineage: Eukaryota; Metazoa; Porifera; Calcarea; Leucosolenida; Sycettidae
Product: dipeptidyl peptidase 2-like
Exons: 1
Coding region: 21-1202 (393 amino acids)
Biological process (GO): proteolysis
Molecular function (GO): dipeptidyl-peptidase activity; serine-type exopeptidase activity
Source: RefSeq, a predicted model, not a curated record
GGAACAACACUGGAUUUGUUAUGGAAGUGGCAAAGGAAGUCGGUGGCAUGAUCGUAUUUAUCGAGCAUCGUUAUUACGGAAAAUCAAUACCGUUUGGAGCUAAUUGGCGACAAGAUUUGAACUACCAAUUCUUGACAGUUGAUCAAGCUCUGGCAGAUUACGCAGUGAUCCUGUCCGUGCUGAAAAAAGACUUGGGAAAUCCCAAUCGGAAAGUGAUUGCGUUUGGUGGCAGCUAUGGUGGCAUGCUGACAGCAUACAUGCGCUUCAAGUAUCCCAACAUCGUGGACGGUGGAUUGGCAGCCAGUGCUCCGAUCUUUCCCAUGGGCAAGUACGAUUUCUUCCGCGCUGUUACUGAUGACUGUCACCGCUAUAACAGCUUGUGCCCAGUCAGGGUUCGUAGUGCUUUCACCGGCAUUCUAAAGCUUACGGAGUCUGUGUCUGGCCUGGAAAAGUUGAAGGCAAAAUUCCACCUCUGCUCAAAUAUAAGUGCCGACAACCUGCAGCACUUCCUGCUCUGGAUCCGUAAUUCGUUCACGAUCAUGGCCAUGGUGGACUACCCGUAUGCAGCCAGUUUCCUGGGCAACUUACCCGCAUACCCUGUCAACAGGGCAUGCGACAAGAUCCUAGCGGCAGAUGACGCACUGGAUGGCUUAGCAGAUGCGGUGGCUAUGUUCUACAACUCGACCAGUGGCCCUGUACAGUGCUUUAACCCUGCCACGGAAUUCAUGGCGUGUGCCGACGCCACUGGUUGUGGCAAGAUGUCGCAGUGGGACAUUCAGGUGUGCUUACAGGUCCGCUUCCCGUCCGGUACCAACAACGUCACGGAUAUGUUCCCGCCGUUUGCUCCCUGGGCGCCAUCUGACUAUGAGGCGUACUGCACUAAGAAGUAUGGGCCGCUGUCUUACUCACAUGACUUCUUCAGCAUAGAUUUCUGGUCGGACAGCAUCGCUGCUUCGUCCAAUUUGAUCUUUUCUAACGGUGACCUUGACCCAUGGCAUACCGGUGGUGUGCUGAAGAACAUCGAUCAUGCUCCUAGCAUUGUACCCAUCCUCAUCAAGGGUGGUGCCCAUCAUCUUGAUCUACGCGGACACCAUGAGGACGACCCGGAAAGCGUUGUCGACGCCAGGAACCUAGAAGUACGUAUCAUCAAGUCUUGGCUGGCUGCUGAACAGUUGUCAACAGCAGCUACUGGUCCGAAGUAACCAGCGCACCCCUGGACAGGUGUGCACGUUUUGACUAUUUCUUAAGACGCUUGUCAAACAUGCAGACUUCAAUUCAAAUUUUCCCUGUCAUACUAACUGUAUUGAACUCUAGUUCUGCUCCAAUUUUAGGUCGUACGUACAUGUAUUCACAUAAUUAUUGUUUUGUUUUUUAAUGUGAAAUACGAAUUCACACAUACAUGUAAUAA